Ramularia collo-cygni is the source of this 2361-nucleotide messenger RNA. RefSeq names its product related to acriflavine sensitivity control protein ACR-2. Gene Ontology annotation, biological process: positive regulation of transcription by RNA polymerase II. Gene Ontology annotation, cellular component: nucleus. The record is from RefSeq and is a predicted model, not a curated record. The coding region runs from base 1 to 2361 and encodes 786 amino acids. Gene Ontology annotation, molecular function: DNA-binding transcription factor activity, RNA polymerase II-specific; zinc ion binding; transcription cis-regulatory region binding. NCBI's taxonomy places the organism in Eukaryota, Fungi, Ascomycota, Dothideomycetes, Mycosphaerellales, Mycosphaerellaceae. The transcript has a single exon.
AUGCCUCGACCGAAGAAGGAAGCAGGCGCAGAGCCCAAAAAGCGAAGUCGCACUGGUUGUUGGCCCUGCAAGGCGCGGAAGGUCAAGUGUGGGGAAGAGAAGCCAAAUUGUGCAAACUGCUCGAAGUCGGGCGAGACGUGCGAUUAMAGCAUUCGGUUGAACUGGGGAGGACGAACCAAAAGGGACAAAGAUGGAAAAGGAGAGGGAGGCUUCUCGUUCGUCUCGGCACCAAGUGCGGCGAGCUACUCCAAGGAGAAUGGCUCGGGACACGAGCACAUAUUCUCUGCUCAGCACAUUGCCACAGUCUCAGAGCGACCCACCAGCAGCAGUUGCAGAUCGAAUGCGUCCACGCCGCAGGCCACGCCCAGCUCCAAUACCGCCAUGAUCGACCCACGUCUGCAGGUGAUUGGGUAUGAGGCAUACUCACCUCCCGAUCCAAAUGCGGCAGUUCCCUUGGUACCAGCCAAUCCCCAUCAUCAUGCGAGUGCAGCUUCUCGACUAGGAGCAGCGUCCACAACCUCUAAUCCUACGGAAGAAUUCCGCUGGUCGCCACAGCAUCGUGCAAAACGUGUCAGGCUCAGUAGUCCCCGUGCCUUCCACGUCGACCCAGCUCUGGCGUCUUCGCAGUUUUCCAUCCCCCCGGUCCAGUCUCCAGAUUCGAGCCAUGUCACCGCUCACAGCAUCAGUAGCAUUGUAAACACUCCGGCGACCCCAGAUUCCAGCACAGCCUACGAAUCUCCUUUUUCGGCACAGUCCACGGCGUUGGCAGUGCCGGAAGCACCAGAUCUUCGAAGACUGUCGGUGAAGUCUCUGCUCUCCGACUCAACCGAGGAGACGCCGCGGGUACGGAGUACUCGUUCUGAUAAUCAGGGCUACCGCACAUAUGGAUACGAUCAUGGAUUCCCGGACCUCGAUGUACCUCACAACGACGACCACAGCGUAGUACUGCCAAGAUCUCCCGACCUGCGGCGCGCCAGUGCAGCUCCGUCUGAGGUCAGUGGGCACAGUGGCGAGAUUGAUGCCAGGCAGAUUGCUUUCGAGCCUGGUGGAUACUACGCACAGCCAGUCGCCGUACGACUCCCCACUUCGCUCGAGCCACUGCCUCCAGAGCUCGCGGGCAACCAGAUGAACUUGCUCUACUUUCACCAUUUCAUCCAUCACACUGGCCGAAUCUUGGUCCCUCACGACUGCCCAGAAAAUCCAUUCCGCACAGUACUACCUCUGAUGGCCGUACAAAAUGUCAAUCUGCUCCAUCUUUUGCUGGCCUUUUCAGCCUCUCAUAGAGCGAGACUGUUGGACCACCCGGAGCCAGCUAAUCGGAUUGCGGGAUGGAUGACCGACGUCCUGCCUGCCUUGCGUCAAGCUUUGGACGACCCUUCAUUCCCGAGCAUGCCUGAACCGAAUGAUCCGGCAUCUCUGGCUCCUCUCACGACUGCGGUCAUGCUCGCAUCUCUCGAGAUCAUCACUCCUCACACCUUUUCCAUCCGGAUCCCGUGGCAGCAGCAUGUCAACGUCGCGCGGGAAUUGAUCGUAGCCAAGGGAGGCCUGCACCACCUCUCUCAGGACGCUGACGGCGUCCGCGACAAGACCAUAUUCUUCCUCUCCCGCUGGUUUGCAUAUCUUGACGUGAUGGGUAGCCUGUCCAAUCGACAUGAACAGCCGCUCUUCGGAGCAUAUUUGGAAGAUGGCGGAGGGCUAUGGCUAGUCAAUCGCGACAACGAGGAGAUCUACCAAAUUGACUGCUUCUUCGGCUUUUCGGGGCGAUGCAUCGCUCUACUGGCGCAAGUUGCUGAGCUCGCCGCAUCCUGCGAUCUCCAGCGGAUCGAUGCUGUCAUAAAUGAGAUCAGACCAGACUGGAUGCCGAGUGAGGAGAUCCAAACUCAGGCGGAGGAACUGCGCAAGCGUAUCGAAGCCAGCGCAAGCACCGUUUUCCGGGGUUGCACACAUUCUCACGCAAACCCGAAUGCGCAGGAGCCGGGCGGUCACAGGGACGAGCAGGACAUUGAGGAGAUCUAUGCCACAAACGAGGCAUAUCACUGGGCCGGCCUGAUACAUCUGAGCAGACGUGUGCUCGCGCUGCCAUCGAGUCAUGAACAGGUACAGAAGUCGGUUGAGAGGGUGAUCCAGUCCUUGGCGAAAGUGAGGCGAGGGAGUCCUGCCGAAGGAUGCUUGCUAUUUCCCAUGUUCUCCGCAGGAUGCGAAGCGCAGACCGAUGAGCAGCGGAAAGUCUUUAUGGAUCGUCUGUCUGCCGUCGAAGGAUGGGGUAUGUCGCAUGUAGGCCGCGCUCGUUCGUUGAUGCAGACGGUGUGGGACACGGGGAAACCGUGGGAGCUGCUUGUCAAUGGUGAGUUCUUUGGUUGA